CUUGUUAUCAUCGAAAACCCAGUGGCUUCUACUUCCACACUCUUAGACUCUCAGAGAGCUUUCUCUAUGGCAGCCAUGGCUUCCACCGUAGUUCCCAAGCCUUCUCUCUUCGAGUCAUCGUAUCAUGGCAUCCCCUUAACCUCACACAGUAGCGUUCGCCUUCAACCUUUCAGGCUACCUGCCUCGCAGAAUCUCUCGGUCUCUAUGUCAGGCGCUUCACCUCCGCCCUACGAUCUGAACUCUUUCAGGUUCGAACCGAUCAAAGAGUCGAUCGUGUCUCGAGAGAUGACCCGCAGGUAUAUGAUGGACAUGAUCAGCCAUGCAGACACCGAUGUCGUCAUAGUGGGCGCUGGUUCUGCCGGGCUCUCCUGCGCCUACGAGCUCAGUAAAAAUCCCUCCGUUCAGGUUGCCAUCGUCGAACAAUCCGUAAGCCCCGGUGGUGGCGCGUGGCUUGGCGGCCAGCUCUUCUCUGCCAUGGUGGUGCGAAAGCCAGCCCAUCUGUUCCUGGACGAGCUUGGUGUUGAAUACGACGAGCAGGACAACUAUGUGGUAAUCAAGCACGCUGCUCUGUUCACAUCCACCAUCAUGAGCAAGCUGCUGGCUCGCCCCAACGUGAAGCUGUUCAACGCCGUGGCGGCGGAGGACUUGAUAGUCAAGAACGGCAGAGUUGGCGGCGUUGUCACUAACUGGGCUCUGGUGUCCCUGAACCACGACACUCAGUCCUGCAUGGACCCUAAUGUCAUGGAGGCUAAGGUGGUGGUCAGCUCUUGCGGUCACGACGGCCCUUUCGGAGCCACGGGGGUCAAGAGGCUCAAGAGCAUCGGGUUGAUCGAUAGCGUUCCAGGAAUGAAGGCUCUGGACAUGAAUGCCGCUGAAGACGCCAUUGUUAGGCUCACCAGGGAGAUUGUUCCUGGGAUGAUCGUUACUGGCAUGGAAGUCGCUGAGAUUGACGGCGCCCCAAGGAUGGGUCCGACAUUUGGAGCGAUGAUGAUAUCAGGGCAGAAGGCAGCUCACCUUGCGUUGAAGUCACUGGGGCUUCCCAAUGCUGUGGACUGCUAUGUGGGAAAUAUCCACCCAGAGCUUAUGCUCGCUGCUGUUGCAGAUUCUGCUGAGAUCGCAGAUGCUUGAAACCUCAUUCUGAAUUCCCAGAACUAAAGAAUAUAAUGCUAGUUUGAUUAGUUGUUGGGGGGGGGGGUGGUAAU
Messenger RNA from Prosopis cineraria, 1202 nucleotides. Its product is annotated as thiamine thiazole synthase, chloroplastic. NCBI's taxonomy places the organism in Eukaryota, Viridiplantae, Streptophyta, Magnoliopsida, Fabales, Fabaceae. The transcript is spliced from 3 exons. The record is from RefSeq and is a predicted model, not a curated record. Gene Ontology annotation, biological process: thiamine biosynthetic process. Bases 67 to 1128 code for a protein of 353 amino acids.